AUGAGGUUCCACGUCCCUAAAGCUAGUCUAUGCUGCCGGCGAUCGGCUCGCCCAGGCCCCCUGGCCAGGCCCCCUGCCCAGGCCCCCUGCCCAGGCCCCGCUGGCCAGGCCCCCUGCCCAGGCCCCCUGCCCAGGCCCCCUGGCCAGGCCCCCUGCCCAGGCCCCCUGCCAGGCCCCCUGCCCAGGCCCCCUGCCCAGGCCCCCUGCCCAGGCCCCGCUGGCCAGGCCCCCUGCCCGGCCCCCUGCCCAGGCCCCCUGCCCAAGCCCCCUGCCCAGGCCCCCUGCCCAGGCCCGCUGCCCGGUCAAUAUAGCACCCACUUCUCCACUUGUGUUCCGGUGCUGGUCCGCAGGAAUAAGAGUUCCUGCCGACUGAUGCGGAACGGGCGAGCUCAAUGA
Messenger RNA from Cyclopterus lumpus (lumpfish), 396 nucleotides. Its product is annotated as anther-specific proline-rich protein APG-like. The transcript has 2 exons. Lineage: Eukaryota; Metazoa; Chordata; Actinopteri; Perciformes; Cyclopteridae. The record is from RefSeq and is a predicted model, not a curated record. The coding region runs from base 1 to 396 and encodes 131 amino acids.